Messenger RNA from Kickxella alabastrina, 3391 nucleotides. RefSeq lists its product as uncharacterized. Gene Ontology annotation, molecular function: structural constituent of nuclear pore. The transcript has 7 exons. Gene Ontology annotation, biological process: protein import into nucleus; nuclear pore organization. Gene Ontology annotation, cellular component: nuclear pore transmembrane ring. NCBI's taxonomy places the organism in Eukaryota, Fungi, Kickxellomycota, Kickxellomycetes, Kickxellales, Kickxellaceae. Bases 1 to 3312 code for a protein of 1103 amino acids. The record is from RefSeq and is a predicted model, not a curated record.
AUGGUCGAUCUGCCCAGCCAGCGCAUCUACGCGCUCGGCGCGCUGGCGCUGCUGGUGGCAUGGAAAGUUUGGCGAGCCGGAACAGACCAGCUGCUUUUGUUUCUGAAAUGGUCUUUGCUGGACGCCGCCGUGUGGUACUGCGCCUGGCGCCUACGCAUCCCCAAGCUCACCGUGUCGGCGCCCGCCAUGUAUGCGCUUAUAGCAGCGUCGAUCUUUAUUGAUAUCAACCUCUUUUUGCUCUCCUCCAGCCUGUUUGUGAUGGCCGUCAAGCCCAUGGCUGUGGGCAUUGCCAGCAGCUGCCUGCGCACGCUCAAGGGCGUGCCCUGGCUGGGCCCGCGCUUGGUUGGCGACAGCGACCUUUUGAUCGACAGCUUUGAGCUUGAUGAUGAACACAUUCUGGGCCGACACACUAUCCAUAUUCUGCCGCACAGUCUGGCGCACAUGAACCCACAGACAAAGAGCUUCUGCAUAAACGAUCGCACGCUCAGAUCCGAGCCCUGGUACAGGAGGCUCACGGCCGGCUUGCUCAGCAACCAAGGCAUCCACCAUCGCUCCCAGCAGCCAACCAUUCCGAUUCUGAUCAACGGUACAGUGCCCGCGUCGAUCCGCUACGUCUUCACAUCCUUCGAAACCGGUGAGCGCCAGAUCCGCGCAGUGGGGAACGUCGGCGCCCUGCGCAUGGAGACGACUGCCGUGUACCCGACGCUGGGCAACUGGGUCAUGGCCACUGGCGCACCGACUCUGACUCGGCCGAUAACUUUGUCGUCGGCAACGAUGGCCACGCAAGGUAUGCCAGAGGCUGAUUCCGCCGAUUCUGAGCGUACCAGCGGCCUGAUCGAGGCCGUGGUCGAGGGUUAUGAGCCUAUUGACAUGACUAUCGUGCGCCUGGUCAACGGUCACCGCGAGGUCAUUGGCCUCGACGGUGUGCAGCCGCGCAUUUCUGAGCUUUCGGCCCGGGCAACCGCCAUUGGAGCCCCAGGCGAUUCGGACGAGUCAAAGUCAGCGACACAUCAGGUGUGGUCGCGGUACCGCGCUCGCAGGUCCGUAUACACGCUGAGCGACACGUUCCUGCGGCCAGGCGAGUAUGUGUACAAACUGGAGAGCGUCCGCGAUGCAGCCAACCACACUGUGGCGCUGGGUGACUCUGCCGCCAUUGAUGGCAACCGCGGCCUGUUCAAUGGCGACAAAGCAAGUGCCGGCAAGGCCACGUCUUACAUGGCUCGCAUCCAGGUGGUUCAUGAGACCAAAGAGUUUUCUACCGCAAAGGACGCUUAUAUUGAGGCGUCCCGGCCUGGCAUAUACCAUCUGCUCAGUCUCCAGGACAAGUAUUGCGCAGGCAAGGCCGAGUUGGCAAACGUCACGCUGGUGCAGACGCCCAAGCCCUCGGUCAACAUCACAUCGACGCCCAUUACCGCACGCGAGUGCGGCGGCGAAAUCGGCGCCCAUAUCGAGCUGGAGUUGAGCGGCCGCCCGCCGUUUGCCAUUCACUACCGUGAACGCAACCUGAGGCUCCCCAACAGCCGCACGGUCACCCGUGUGGUGCGGUCGCAGCAGCGGCACCACUCGUUCAAGGUGUCGCCAGAGCUGGCAGGCAUCUACGAGUUUGAGUUCUUCCGUCUCGAGAUGACAACUAUCCCAGCGGCCAGCCCAUCUCAGCUGUCAUCCAACAGGCCAUCCACGCGCAGCCCUUCCUCGGUCAUCUGCAAGGGCGAGUCGCUCGAGAUUCCCCUGCGCUUCAAGGGCCAAGGCCCCUGGCAGAUCACCUACAAUGUGGUUCAUGAGAGCCGCCGCAUGAGCUGGACAAUCUCGGACAUUGCUGACGACAGGUUUAUUAUUGAGCUGGGUGCCUUUGACAGCCCUGGCCAGUACACCAUUGAGCUGGCGCAGAUCAAGGACGGUAACCAGUGCAAGCGCGACUUGCUCGAUAUCGCGGCCACCAUCAGGGCACACGGCCCCGGCGAGUACGAACUUGUGGCUGCCAACGAUAUCUGCCCCGGCACGAUCGACUCGCAGAGCGCCCGCUGUCUCGUCAAGGUCGAGCCCAAGCCCCGCGCAUGGUUUGCCACGACCGGACUCAAGUACGAGGACAAGAGCAGCGCGCAUGGUGAGAAGGGAGUUUGGCAUCUGGGCGAUACUUGCGAGGCCUCAAAGUCGCCCGGAGCAUUUGAGCUAGGGCUCAGCGGAUCUGGCCCGUGGAAGCUCGAGUACCGCAUAGACUACUGGUCGUGGUCCAACCCGCAGAGCGGCAACCCGCGAACCGUUGAUCGCACAACCACGCAUACGUCGGUCGCCAUGCAGCAGAGCACCCUGAAGACCGAGUGCUGCGACCCGGGUCUCUACCGUUACACCCUGGUGGCUGUCAGUGACGAGCGCUACCAGCGCCUGCAGCCGCUCGACCUGCACUCAGCGCCUGCAACCAAGGAGUCCCUGACUGUUGUCGAACACCGCGUCACUCGCAGCCCACAGGCCGAGCUGCGCGCGUAUUUGCCCGACGGCACUCCACUCGAUGUGUCCACCAAGGGUGCGUUCCGGCGCAAGCAGCGGACCAUUAAGCAUUGCUUGGCGCCGGGCCAGUCCCGCACCGAGGGUGAUGCACAGAGAUGGGCGAGUGUGCGCGAGCAGCUGCCCGUGUUCCGAAUCGAGUUCGAAAAGGGCGGGUUGGCCCCGUUCCAGGCCUGGUUCGUCGAUCCGAGCGAGGUUGGUUUGGGCCGGCCUGACCAGGUGGGUGCGUCGAUUUCUGGCGGCAUUGAGAUCGAGUACAUCGAGGCGCCUAGUGCGCGCCCUGCAUCAUCCAGUCCAUCUGCCAACCCCUCGCGCAACGUGUGCGUCGGCGACAUCCUCUCGUUUGAUUUGCGCGGUCUCAACUCCUGGAAUGUAGAUUACACGUACAACGGAGAUCAUCGCUCAACAACAGCCAACAAGAGGCUGUUCCGCAGACUGGUCGACGAGCCCGGAAACUUCACUCUGACCCGCGUCUGUCAUCGGUCAGCCAAUGACUGUUGCAGCGAGUUUAGUGACUUGGCUUAUUCUGUGCAUGAUAUCCCUAGGGUGCGCGUUAGCGGCGGAAAGAACGUUUAUCAGGACAUUUUGGAGGGCGAUAUGGUUGAUAUCAGGAUGGAUUUGGUCGGCCAGCCACCGUUUACGUUUACUUGGCAGCGGCGCGGGUUGGCCACGGGGGACUUUGGGGAAAGUGUUGGAGUCACAUACGGUCAAGGAUUUCACGGACACGCUUACACCAUUUCGACGUCUUCUGAGGGCACCUUUGAGGUGACGUUUAUUCAGGACCAGUUCUGCCAAUAUCCAAAGGCAUAGUCUAAGAAUAACAAAAACAUUGGAUUUUUUUUACAAUUAUAAUUUUUAUUUAUAAUAACAAAAAUGUUUAUGCUUCGGA